UUGAAAAAUACGAGUCAGGUAAUGUAACGGCUAAAAAGGAGAACUCUGAAAUGAGAUGUUUUAGUUUAGGUAGGGAAGAGUGUAACAGGCUAAAUCUGCGUAAUGACAAUCAACCCGGUUGUAAUGGUUCCAACAACGAUUAUAUGCAAGGGACAACAAUCAAUCGUAGCCUAGAUAAAUUAGAAAGUAAAUUA
Messenger RNA from Racocetra fulgida, 194 nucleotides. NCBI's taxonomy places the organism in Eukaryota, Fungi, Glomeromycota, Glomeromycetes, Diversisporales, Gigasporaceae. The record is from the annotation of a GenBank genome assembly.